UCUCUCCGCCCCUACGUGUAACCAUAGCAAAGACACCGUAAAAUACAGCGUACCGGAAAAAGCUGCACUACGCGCUCGAGAUAUGGCACAUUUCGACUGCGACGUGACAUUGGAGGCAUUAAGGACAAGACUUGACCACUGACAGGCUGACUUCAUUCGGAAUUAUGACAGUUUACAUUUGAUAUCUGCUACUGAGAGCCGGUGGGUUUCUGUCCCAAGAGAGUGUUUGUAGACUUUUGGAGUUAUAAUGCCUGUCAGUAACGGAUCCAUGAUGGAUUUGCCGUCGGAGUACGUGAAAAUAAAGGCACACUACGGAGGGGACAUGCUGAUCUCAGACUUGGAUUUGGCGCUGACGUACACAGAGGUGUGUGAAGAGGUCAGAGAGAUGUGUGGAGUCCGCAGAGAAAUGCCGAUAACACUCAAGUGGAUCGACGACGAAGGAGACCCGUGUACCAUCUCAUCCCAGAUGGAGCUGGAGGAAGCGUUUCGGAUCUACAGCCGGAACCGGCACUCUGGACUCCUCCUCCACGUAUUCCCAAGUAUUCCUGAAAAGCCUGGUAUGCCGUGCCCAGGAGAGGACAAAUCGAUCUACCGCCGUGGAGCUAGACGAUGGAGGAAGCUGUACCGGGUGAACGGACACCUCUUCCAGGCCAAGCGCUUUAACAGGAAAGCGUACUGUGGCCACUGCAGUGAGAGGAUAUGGGGACUGGGGCGUCAGGGCUACAAGUGUAUCAACUGCAAGCUGCUGGUCCAUAAACGCUGUCACAAACUCGUCCCGCUGACCUGUCAAAGGCAUAUGGAUCCAGUCAUGCCAUCACAGGAGCCGCUGGUAGACGAUGAUAAAAGUGGAGAAGAAGUGGAGCUUCCCCCUGAGGACCCCGAGGACACAGACGCAAUUCCAGUCCCUUUCUUAGCACACAACCGGAAAGUGGAGAAAGCUGAAGAUGAUUCAGAGGACCUGAAGGCGGUGGUGGACGGUAUCGAGGGCAUUCAGAUCUCUCAGUGUCUCGGUUUGGGGGAUUUCGACCUGAUUCGGGUCAUAGGCAGAGGCAGUUACGCUAAAGUGCUGCUUGUCCGGCUCAAGAAGAACGAGCAGAUUUACGCCAUGAAGGUGGUGAAGAAAGAGCUGGUUCAUGAUGAUGAGGACAUCGAUUGGGUCCAGACAGAAAAACACGUGUUUGAACAAGCAUCAACCAAUCCAUUUUUAGUGGGACUUCACUCUUGCUUUCAGACAGAGAGCCGGCUCUUUCUAGUGAUCGAGUAUGUGAAUGGAGGAGAUCUCAUGUUCCAUAUGCAGAGGCAGAGGAAGCUUCCAGAGGAACAUGCCAGAUUUUAUGCUGCUGAAAUUUGCAUUGCUCUUAAUUUUCUGCAUGAGAAGGGCAUUAUUUACCGGGAUUUAAAACUGGACAAUGUACUAUUGGACCAGGAUGGCCAUAUCAAACUCACAGACUAUGGCAUGUGCAAGGAGGGAAUCAGACCAGGUGACACCACCAGCACAUUUUGUGGGACGCCCAACUACAUCGCCCCCGAGAUCCUAAGGGGAGAGGAUUACGGCUUCAGUGUGGACUGGUGGGCUCUUGGCGUGCUCAUGUUUGAGAUGAUGGCGGGUCGAUCGCCCUUCGACAUCAUCACUGACAAUCCUGACAUGAACACAGAGGAGUAUCUCUUCCAGGUCAUUUUGGAGAAGCCAAUUCGGAUUCCCAGGUCAUUGUCUGUUAAGGCAGCGAGUGUGCUGAAAGGUUUUCUGAACAAGGAUCCGAAAGAGAGGCUGGGAUGCCAAGUUCAAACCGGAUUCACUGACAUCAAGUCUCAUACAUUCUUCAGAAGCAUAGACUGGGACCAGCUGGAACAGAAGCAGGUGACGCCACCAUUUAAACCUCAGAUCACAGACGACUACGGUUUAGAAAACUUUGACACGCAGUUCACCAACGAACCCGUGCAGCUCACGCCAGACGACGAGGAUGUGAUAAAGAGAAUAGACCAGUCUGAGUUCGAGGGAUUCGAGUACAUUAAUCCUCUGCUGCUCUCCACUGAAGAAACCGUAUGAGGGAAGAACAAUGCGGCAUGUAUUUCUCUGCCUGCGGCUCUACAAAACUACUACAGCUGAGUUUAGCUCAGACUAUGUGUGUUCACAUAGAAGUUUUCUAAAAACUGUGGUAAAAGGCGACAUUAAGACUUCAAGUGCGGACCCUCCCCCGAGUUAUUUUGGGGUUACACUGGAAGGACUAGAGGAACUUCAGAACUCAGAACUAUUCCCCAAAUUUCAGCUGUUGAUUGUCUUCCUGCUUCCCAGCAUCCUCAUUCAUUUAAGGCCCAUGUUUGUGUGUGCGCGCACUGUUGCCUGGGACUCAAUUUUAGCUCCAUCGAUGUGUGCCUGCAUCCACCAGAGACUACAUUUCCCAUCAACCCUAGCAAAAUAUGACAGUUCUAACUUAAUGUGCACUUUUUGUUUUGUUUGAUUUUUAUUAUUUUUGGGAUUCUCUUUAAUCUUGUGUGAGGCUUGUCCUCAAACGAAACAAGAAUGUAUAAUGUUUAAAGGUAAAUGUUGUAAUAUAGUGUAGGUAGCCAAUCGAAGAAUUUAUGAUGCCUUCUAUGAUGCAAAGUGGCACAUUUUAAUUGACGACCAUGAUGGUUUCAUCCGCAGCUGUGCUCGAACCACAUGCUUUUAACCACCUAUGUCGAUUUUAAACGGGAGAUAAAAUGUGUUUUUUGAAGAAGUGCCUCAAAGAUCUAGAAUUCACCAUGCUCCCAACUGCUCUGACCUCCACGUUAGACCAGAGUUGAUUUUCCAAGGCAACAUUCAGUGAGAAUGUGGACUGCAGGUGUUUUUUUUUUGUUUGUUUUUUUAUUUUUUUACAUAACAUAAAUGCACUGAUACGUAUUUUGAAACCAAGUCAUGAUGGAUAGACACUGAAUGAUCAAAAAGCUCAAAUACAUCAGACAUCCAAUAAUAUUACUAAACUAGACUCAUUGGAGAAACAUUUAGUGGUAGUACACUAACAGCUGUUAUUGCGUUUCACACAAAUUACUAUUACCAUAACACACCUGCUCCAUAAAGUAUGUACAGCUAUUCCGGAGUAGUAAACUUGCUCAGAAGCUCACCUGGUACAACAAAGUGAGUCCUGAGUCACUAUAAAAGAGACUUGUAGAAGCAAUUUAAAAGUUUUAGUGUCGGUACUACAUUGUUCAAACGCAACUGAGCACUCUUGGAUUGACACAAGAUGAUUCAUUUCUAAACUGGAGUGAAAUGUACCACAACUAACGUAAUAAAUCAGUUCAUAUAUCUCGGAUAAAACUGAUUACACAUUUAACAAAUGUUUACACCUGGUAUUAAGAUGUGUUUUCAUCAAAUCAUUCAUAAGUAAGCAACACUAAAUGCAGGUCUAAAACAUAACAAGGUGUAAAACUAGUCAACUUUGGCCCACUUCUAGAGGUCAGGUUUCUUUCAGAGUGUAAACACUCAUGUGUUUGAAUGCUUUCAAACUGCCAUGAAAGACCAAAUACUAUUACUAUGACCAAAUACAGCCUGUUAACCUAAAGCCCUGGACUUAUCAAGCUGAAAUCAAAGAAUUGGAUGUUGUUGUGGCUUGGAUUGGCUUUGUCUGGUCUCAUCAGGACUAAAAGAAAAUGCUCGUGAACACACCAUAUGGACAACAGCUGACUGAAACGAGAAAGUACUUACUGCGCCUGUAUGAGAUGAUGUAUUUUCCAUACCUGCAGGCGGCAUUAUCUGUACUGUCAUUCCACAAAGGGAAAUCGGAACUAGUGCUGCACACAAAGCAGUGUUAACUGACUUCUCGCUCACAACAGUGGGAUUUGCUCAUGCAAAUGUCUGAUAAUCUAUAUUAUUUGCAAAUAUUUAGGAAAUUCAGCUUCCCAACUUCUUUUUGUUCUUUCUUUCAUCACUUUAGAUUUGUUCUUGUGCUCUAAUUCAAAUCUAAACAGCCAAUCAGAGCUCUUUCACCGAAUAGCCGACACAGAUUCUACAUAGUGAAUCGGGCAAACUCUCUCCGACAUGAACCUGAUGAGAGAUGACGUGUAGGACACACCAAACAAACUGUCUGACAGAUACUCACCAAUGGAGUUACGCUGCCCAAUGACCAACCGGCUGCUUGUUGUGUUGAACAAAAUUCAGUGUUCGGAGAAGGAGGAGACAGAAAAGAUGACCAGCAAAGGCAAUAACACUCAUGCCACACCAGUCUCGCUCCACUCUCUUUUCUCUCUGCUUCAUCCUCCUUACCAUCUCAUAUUCACCUACUGCUCCAUUGCAGGUCAGAGACAUCCUCCCAAUCCCAAUUCAAUGCCAAGUUUUGGAUGUCCAGCAGUGAGCCCUCCAUUGCCUUGAUCUCCCUGCUCCUCCCCAUCACGUUAAAUUCACCAAACAGGAGAGCCCCCUUAGUCCUCAUCUGCUACUUCAUGACCUGACAGACAACAGAGAGUCGAUUUUAUCCCUCCUGGCAUUGCCCACCAGCUCUUUUGACAGCGUGUUCCUCCUUCCUACUGGGUUUCGACACCAAUGUAACCAUUUAAAGAAGUCAACAACUAAAUGAACUGCCACAUCAAAACAAAACACAAACAUACAUGUUCCAAGCUUGGUCAUCUCUUGUUCUUCACUGUUGUCACUUCUCUCCAUUCUAGAGCUUCUCUGUGGGACCACAAGCCUCAAAAUUCAUGGCUCUUAGACUUGCUUCCAUAAAACCAAUGAGAAAAUAAGAGUCCUAGUAAUGGUCUCUGCUGACCACCUGCGAUUAGAUCACUGAAAACGCAACGUUAAUGCCAGGUGGAAACUGGUACGCAAUGUAUUAUUGCAUAAACGCCACCACAAGCAUGUUUUUCCAAUGAACCUGGGGCUAAUAUUACAGUCGAAUUCAUUACAGAACACACACACUAAACUGUUCAAAUGUCUUGUGCUCACUUUUACAAGUGGGAUUUGUGUUAUACUCAUGUGAUCUGUCAGUGAUUAGCUGUUGAGAUGUUGUAGAAGGCGAGAAAGCACAAACAAGGGGUUUGGACAUCAUGUUGCUAGUGUUAUGUCAUGGUCAAAUUGUGCAACAGUGUUGUGACUGAAUCUCAGAUGACCAAAACACAUGGCGGAGUUGUCUUUGCACUCGCAAUCAAAAGUUCAAAUUCAAUGUAAUGCAGCACUUGCGAAAACGCAGUUAGCACAGAAUGCUAAUCUUAUUUCAUUUGAAAACACAGGCUGUGUUCAGAAUGUGCUGUUAGUCUGCUGUAGUUUAAUGAACAGUGGGAGAGAUAAUGAGAUGAUUCAUACUUCAAAAACUUUGCGUAAAAUGCAGCUAUUGGUCACAGUUUGACAGAAAAAUUAGCACAGAAAUUAUGGAAGGUGAUCAGGGCCAAAAAUCUUCAAAACAACUUGUCAGCACACACAGUUUGAGUGUGUUAAUGCAGUGGUUCUUAAACUUUUUUCACAAAGUACUACCUCGGAAAUUUUUCUCUACAAGUACCACCAUAAUAACUAGCAUUGAAGUACAGUAGCGUAGUAGGCCUAAUUAAGCAGCUACAGCGCAGCGCCGUUCAAAAUUGUAGCAGAUUAAUUCUUCUUAUUAAGCAUAUUUAUUAUUGUCAGCCACUUUAAACAUUAUAAAUCGUUUGAACAUUAACACUUCACUGUGCUUACAGGUAAAAAAAAAUGUAAUAAAAUGUGCUUUUAAAAGUUAAUUAAAAACUGCUGUACUGAAAUGUAAAGUAUUAACAUAUAGUAGCCUAUUCAUCAAAACCUGGAAAUGUUCCUUGGACCUCAUAAAUAUAGGCUAUAUGUCAUCGUAUUCAUCUAUAAACUCUUUUUGAUAAUUGUUUAAAUAUACAAAUAAGUCAUAUAUACAGGCAACAUAUAUUUUUGAAAUCGAAACAUUAACUUUUAUUUUAAAUAUAUGAACUGGAUUUACAUACUUGGAAGUUAGAUCUGCUUACUGAGCGUAAGAGUAGGCUUUGUGUGUCAGUUGAGCAAGUGAUUAAACUAUACCUGUCAAUUUGAAAUUAGCUUCAAAUGAUAGAAUACAUAACAAACAUUAAAAAAUUAAUAAAAGGUUUAGCCUAUUACUAUCAAUUUACUGAUCACAUUGGUGUUAUCAUACGCGUCAAAGGGUUAAAAGUGUGGGUUUUUUUUUAUUUUAUUCAGCGAUUCCUCCACUAGAAGGAAUCCCACAGUUUGAGAACCACUGUGUUAGGGCAUUCGCUUUGUGUGUGUGUGUUUAGUACACAUAAACACACACAGUUUGAAUGUUAAAACGGCUAUUUUUAUAGAUUGUGAAAUAAAUAUGAUGUUUACCCUACUAAAAAAAACAGCUUAAUUCAGCCUAGGCUGGUUGGUUGGUUUUAGCUGGUCGACCAGCCUAGUUUUAGAGGGGUUUUGGCCAUUUCCAGGCUGGUUUCCAGCCAUUUUCAGCCUGGUCUUAGCUGGUCAGGCUGGAGAUGACCAGCUAAAACCAGCUUGACCAGCCUAGCCAGGCUGGAAG
Molecule: messenger RNA, 6476 nt
Organism: Danio aesculapii
Lineage: Eukaryota; Metazoa; Chordata; Actinopteri; Cypriniformes; Danionidae
Gene: prkcz
Product: protein kinase C, zeta
Exons: 18
Coding region: 248-2047 (599 amino acids)
Biological process (GO): protein phosphorylation
Molecular function (GO): protein serine/threonine kinase activity; ATP binding; protein binding
Source: RefSeq, a predicted model, not a curated record